Messenger RNA from Lepisosteus oculatus (spotted gar), 2773 nucleotides. It is a transcript of the gene btbd10b, whose product is annotated as BTB (POZ) domain containing 10b. NCBI's taxonomy places the organism in Eukaryota, Metazoa, Chordata, Actinopteri, Semionotiformes, Lepisosteidae. Gene Ontology annotation, biological process: positive regulation of phosphorylation. The record is from RefSeq and is a predicted model, not a curated record. Gene Ontology annotation, cellular component: cytoplasm. Gene Ontology annotation, molecular function: protein binding.
UUGCGAGUUGAUAGAUGCUGCUGCCAGCUCACAGCCAGAGGAAUGGCUACACAGACGGUGCUUGGCAGAGAGCCAGAAGAACUGCAUGCUCUCCCGUUUUCUCUUCCCGUUUUUCUCCAUUCUUAUAAAGGUUGUGUUCCCUGCAUCAUCGGUCUGCUUCUGCUGCUUGGAGAUGGAGUAAUUGCAGGCUUGAAAGCAGCUUGCAGGAGACUGUGGGGGUCAAAAUACGUCAGCAGCACUGCACUCCACACGUCUGACUCACUGCCUGGGAUAAAAUGAUUUGCCUUUAUUCCUGCGGGUCUCAAUGCUUGCACUGAAUGGCUUUUAAUGUGUGCCUUUUUUCUUUCUUCCCGACUGUACAAUUAAAAAGCUCUCUAGCCUUCUUUGGAGAUGGUGCUUGAGGCUGAAGGCUAUGCCAGAACGGUAAUGGGAGUAGCACAAAUAUGCUGAACUUUAAAAGUAAUGCCCAAGGAUGUUGAGCCGGCUUCCAAGGCUUCAUUGUUCGGAGGAGUGCAUGUCUUUUGUGCUUUCAUCCCCCCGUUCAGCCCAUGUUGCUUUGUCUUUAACCUACCGUGCGAGGCAGAGGGUGCCCAAUCACGUGCUUCUAAACUUGAAGCUGAUCUGGUGAAGAUGAGCUUCCAUGGUGCCAGUGGAGGAUGUGACCGGUCCCGAGAUCGGCGCAGGUCAAGUGACAGAUCCCGAGAUUCCUCCCAUGAGAGGGGGGAAAGCCAGUUGACUCCAUGCAUUAGAAAUGUCACCUCCCCUACUAGACAGCACAACAGUGAUCGCGAGAGAGAUCACAACUCCUCCUCCCGGCCCAGCAGUCCCCGGCCUCAGAAAGCCUCUCCGAAUGGCUCCACCAGCAGCGGAGUCACCAGCAGCCGGAACAGCUCCCUGUCCAGCACCGAGGGCAACUGCAAGGGUGUGGGGGUCGGAGAAAUGGUGUUUGUCUACGAAAAUGUCAAAGAAGGAGCAAGAAGCAUGAGAACCUCGGAAAGAGUAACCCUUAUUGUGGAUAACACUAGAUUUGUGGUAGAUCCUUCCAUCUUCACCGCACAGCCUAACACGAUGCUGGGCAGAAUGUUUGGAUCUGGAAGGGAGCACAAUUUCACUCGACCCAAUGAAAAAGGAGAGUAUGAGGUAGCAGAAGGCAUCAGCUCUACUGUGUUUCGAGCCAUUCUGGAUUACUAUAAAUCUGGGAUAAUCCGCUGCCCUGAUGGAAUCUCUAUUCCGGAGCUAAGAGAAGCAUGUGACUAUCUCUGCAUCUCCUUUGACUACAGCACUAUUAAGUGCAGAGACCUGAGUGCACUAAUGCAUGAGCUCUCCAAUGAUGGAGCACGCAGGCAGUUUGAAUUCUAUCUGGAGGAGAUGAUCCUGCCACUGAUGGUGGCCAGUGCCCAGAGCGGGGAGAGAGAGUGUCACAUUGUAGUGCUGACGGAUGAUGAUGUGGUGGACUGGGAUGAAGAAUACCCUCCACAGAUGGGAGAGGAAUAUUCACAGAUUAUUUACAGCACAAAGUUGUAUCGUUUCUUCAAAUAUAUAGAAAAUAGAGAUGUUGCCAAAUCUGUUUUAAAGGAAAGGGGUCUGAAGAAAAUCAGAUUGGGCAUUGAAGGUUACCCAACUUACAAAGAGAAGGUGAAAAAGAGACCAGGCGGCCGGCCAGAGGUCAUCUAUAAUUACGUCCAGAGACCCUUCAUCAGAAUGUCUUGGGAAAAGGAAGAGGGAAAGAGUCGGCAUGUGGAUUUCCAGUGUGUGAAGAGCAAAUCCAUCACUAACCUGGCUGCAGCUGCAGCCGAUAUUCCUCAGGACCAGCUGGUGGUAAUGCACCCCACUCCCCAAGUGGAUGAGCUGGACAUCCUCCCAAUUCAUCCUCCGCCUGGCAACAACGACCCCGAUCCCGACGCCCCCUCACCUGCCCUCUGAGACUCGCACCUCAAACCAUAGCAUGCUGCAGAAAAGGGGCAAAAGUGGCACUGUAACCUUAAUGCCUUUGCACUUCAUCAGCAGCCUUAGAAUCUGAAGGAGAACUGGUUUACCUUUACACCAAGAGGGAUGCAAGCUUUUGGCAGCAGUGUAUUUUUUUACGACCAAAGGAGUAAAGAUGUUUUUUUUAUUUAAAUUGGUUUUUAAAUUUAAUUUUACCAACCCACUACUUUUGAAUCAGUCCAACAGUAUUAGUCUUUAACAGUUUGAGAUCUUGCACAGUGUGGUGCUAUUGUGUUUUGAGUUUGCUUUCACUUGCAAAAUCUUGCUUUUCCUUCUGCUCAUGCAGUGAAGCAGCAAUAACACAUGGGAAUGGAGCACAUUUGGGACAAUGAAUUCUGGUGUUGAACUGAUGCGUUGGGUUUAUUUUUUUUCAAUCAUCCUAAUAAAAGGUGAUGUUCGAGUGGGGAGCUGCGUCAGCAUGGGGUGGCUGAAAAAGAACAAGAAAAGGUUGAUUCCACUCUGACGAAUAGGAGAAACAACAAACAACAAGGAAAAUUUCACACUAAAAAAACAAGAAAAGUUUCAGUUGUUGAGCCUUCUUCAGGUGGAAAGAAACAUCUGAAGAAGGCUCAACAACUGAAACUUUUCUUGUUUUUUUUUAGUGUGAAAUUUUCCUUGUUCUAUUACAAGGUGACCCAAUCAAAUAAGCGUGUCACCUACCCUGGCCCAUCUGUUUUAAGUUUAUUCACUUUCCAGGGUGUAUUCAGUUCAAUGUGUAAAUUUCCUGCAAUCAGGAUCCUUUUGUUCAAAGCUUGAAACCAUUGUUUAAUAAACAACUUAAAAUGAC